Messenger RNA from Diabrotica virgifera virgifera (western corn rootworm), 19612 nucleotides. It is a transcript of the gene Mekk1, whose product is annotated as mitogen-activated protein kinase kinase kinase 4. The transcript has 19 exons. Lineage: Eukaryota; Metazoa; Arthropoda; Insecta; Coleoptera; Chrysomelidae. Gene Ontology annotation, molecular function: protein kinase activity; ATP binding. The coding region runs from base 245 to 4192 and encodes 1315 amino acids. Gene Ontology annotation, biological process: protein phosphorylation; MAPK cascade. The record is from RefSeq and is a predicted model, not a curated record.
CUUUGUUGACAAUAAUGACAGUUCUUGUAACUAAGGUUAUGUAAAUAACAUUAAUGUUUGAGAAGUUAAUUAAUGAUAGAUUAUAUCGAAGAGUUACUCGUCAAUCUGAUUAAAUUAUCAUGUUACAAAAGCGGUAUUAGUGUUAAUGACUCUACAGAUAAAGUAUUUACGAGACUCGCGAAUGAGUAUGUGAUAAUAAACAGUCGGAUUUGUGAAAUCUGAGAAUUUAAUGUGAUUUUAAAAAAUGGAUGAUCCUGAGCAGAGUCCACUAGAAAACGACGAAUUGAGUGAAUAUGAUAUUUAUUCAAAAACUCCUCCAAGAACGAAGAUCUUAAGAAAAAAUCGGGAGCGAAAAAACAGAGACAGGCAAGCGAGUACCCCGGUUACCAUUGUAAAAGCCAAGGCACCGAUAGUACGUAGAAACACUACAGGAGCUUUUUACGAUGACAUUUUUUCAAAAGACGAGAACACCGAUGAUGAAUUUUUAGGUAAUAAACGUGUCAACAAACGACAGAUGAAGCUCCUCAGAGGGUCCGAACGGGACCUUAAACUAGACAUUGCCCGUGCUCAAGCUGCUAGCGCAGAAUUCUACAACAAAGAUGACUCCACCAACGAUUUCCCACCAAAGACUCCAAGUUACCAGAUUGAGAGUACUAACAGGUUUAUGAGCUUGGUGGGUAGAACAUUUCCUUGUAAGAAGAUCUGCCCUCUUAAAAGAGUCAUUGGAAAAAAGGUCGACGAAAAGAAAAAGGAAGAUGAUCAAAAGAAAUUUGAAGCUUUGAAAUUGUUAGGAUAUGAUAAAAGGGUAGAGUUUUAUCAUAUCAUGAAAUCUUUGAUCAAAAUGGGAGAAAAGGCUGUGUUGUCAGAUAACGCAAAGAGAUUGAUGACUAGGGAGGAGACAUUGUGGCAAAACGAAUUGAAAGACUUGAUUUGGUUAGAACUACAAGCAUACCACGCAGACAGAACUCCUAUGGAAGAAGAUACCUACCUAUGUUUAGCUAGAGAAUGUGUAGAACCUCUUUUAAAAGAUAUUAUGAAUUAUAGAUUUCACAGACCAUCCAGAAAGGAUGCAAGUUGCAAUAGUGAUAGUGGAGUAGAAGAAGACUGCCCGGGUUGUGCUUCCAUUCUGUGUUAUUCUUGCAUGGAAGCUCAAAAUGAAGCUCUCAAAGAGGUAGAAAAGUUACUAAAAAGAUUAGAAGAUGCAGAAAGUUUAUUUCCUUCCUCGAAUGCUUUUGCAGAACUAUACCCUUUAUACAGAUCUCCUGAAAUUGUAGGAAGAGUUCGAGUAAUGUGUCAGUGGUAUAACGUAACGAAACAUCAAAGGUUAAAAUUAAAUUUGUUAGGCAGAUUAGUAGUUCUUUUAGAAUCCAAGCAUUCCGACUGGCCGUGUUUCGCUGUUGGCGAAGAAAAUGGAUCAGUGAGUCCGUCGGAUAGUAACAAUAGCACCAGUUCUUCAGGAAGUAACACUGAACCAUGUAGUGAUAUGUACAAUAUAACGCCUGUUACUAUUUUCCUUGCUCAGAGAGAUAGUACUAAGGUGUCUCCUUACCGAAGAUACAUUGAAAACAUUCUAAAGACUAGAGCGCUAGAUAAAAGUUUAAAUUUCUUAGAAAAAAUACAUAAAAGGGUAUUACAGAAAACCAAAAAGACUUUGGAACUACCAGAAGAUCAAAGCAUUUUUUCGAAGUUGAAAGUUUUUGAUGACGAGGAGCUCUGUAGGUAUGGAUGUUGGAGUCCAGAAUACGCCGCUCUAGAUCUACCCUCUUACCGAGGUUUGUUCAUUUUCUUGGCUACAGUACCCUUGGACGUUUACCACGAGUAUCUAUUAAUGAGACUGGAGCAAAAACCAACCAAUCCUUCAGCUUUAAGUACCAGACAAUUAAUGAGGGAGUUGAAGCAAGGUCUAAAGAAGGCAAUGCGUGAGCGAGAUUUGGCUUGUCAUUAUAUUGAAUCGGCGACAGCAGGUACUUUAAUAACAUGUCCCGAUUUCAAAGAGAAGCUCUUAAAAUUCGAAGACUGCAUCCAAAAGGUCUUCAUCGACUACUUGCACUACUUAAAACAGUGGAUGAUCAUCCAAACGAAUUUCCAGAAGACGAUGUUGGAGGACGAAUACGCAUUCGCGAUGAAUCUUUGCGAAAUCUUCCCACAUCUGAAGCGAACGGUGGGAUCGGAAUAUACGUGUAUUUUGGGCACCAUUCUAGCGAAAACGGGUGAAAGAAUGAUUUUUAGGAUAAACAGUGCCUUGGAAUUGUUAUCUCAAAAAGACGUUGAUGUCAAGCAAAACUUAUUUAGCGUGUGCAGGCAGUUACAGUCAGUAUUUAUCGAAGAAAAAGAAACAAGUAUUAAGACGAUUUCGUUCCUAAGGAUGCAUUUAAGGAGGGACAUUGUAACUCAUGAAUGUAUACUAUACAUGAAAGAGCGAAAAGAAGUUCUGGUUAUACAGGAACGUAAUGAAGUUCUGGAUGAUGCUAUAACUAUAUUCCAAUCUAUAAUUCCUAAUGGUGUGCAGAAUAUACAUUCAUUAUUUGAUACUGUGAGUUCGGCUAACUUGGAUGAAGUAGACAAAAAUGCUUUAAAUUCCAGGAUAAGGGAAUUGUUGAUGAGAGUAUUUACUUUUGGAUUUGAGUUUUACAAAGAACUGAACGAUCUUUCCGCCGAAGAAUAUCGUCCCUCCUUAGUUGUCCAGAUGGGACAUUUUGCGGAUCUAUGGAUGAAGUUUGUGACUGAGCGCUGUGAUAAAGGUAGGGGAAUUAGACCAAAGUGGGCUUUUCAAGGAAUGGAUUAUCUGUUGUCAAUAAUUGAGCCGAUUAAUUCGAUAUUGUUGACGGAAGAACAGUUUGAAGAGUUGAAGAUUAGUAUGGAUAGCUGCAUAUCACAUCUUGUAGGGAAACCGUACGCAAAUUGUUCCUUAAAUGCAAUACUUUGUGGUGCAUUAGGCAUAUCAGCUCCUUCCACCCCGGACAGUGGAUUUCAUUCAGCUUCUCCGAGAAACAGUUUGGAGCAGAUGAGGGUCCGAUCAAGAGGGUCGUCGCCGAGUCCUAGACCUACGUACAAGAGCCAACGUUCUGGACAAGGGAGCAGGAAGGUCAGCGUGGAACAGCAAUCUCCAGGCGUCGAUGGUGUUGAUAGUACUCCCAUUAGUUCACCGAUUUUAGCAAAUGAAAAUGCAAGGAAAGACGACGACAGGAAUGGCAGCGCAGCGUCGUCCAUCAGAAUAGAGUUUAGUUCAAAUUCUCACGCCGAGAAAUUCCGCGAAGCUAUUGCAGCGCUCGAAGCUGAGUUGGACCAAAAUCUCGCCGAACAGAAUCUCAUAGGCAAAGUUCUGGAGGAUACUACGUCCAACAAGAGUUCGAUAAUGCGACGAAACGUCAGUUUUUCAUGGCAGCGCGGUAUCAAAGUCGGUCAAGGCCGAUUCGGCAAAGUGUAUACGGCAGUUAACAACAACACCGGUGAUUUAAUGGCCGUGAAGGAAAUAGCUUUGCAGCACAAUGAUCCGGGUACGCUGAGGAAGAUAGCUGAAGAAAUGAAGAUCCUAGAAGGGAUUGCCCAUAAUAAUUUGGUGAAAUCAUACGGUGUUGAAGUUCACAAGGAUGAAAUGUUAAUUUUCAUGGAAUAUUGUUCGGAAGGAACAUUAGAAUGUCUCGUAGCAGAUACUGAAGGGGGCCUUCCUGAGUUACAAGCUAGGAAAUAUACCUUCCAACUACUUUCAGGUGUAGCUUGUUUACAUGACCACAGUAUAGUUCAUAGGGAUAUAAAGACAGCUAAUAUUUUCUUGACUGAAGGUGGCAACUGCUUAAAAAUUGGAGAUUUCGGCUGUGCUGCUAAGAUUAAAUCUAACGUGACAAUGCCAGGAGAAUUGAAAGGCUUUGUUGGAACUCAAGCUUACAUGGCCCCUGAAGUGUUUACGAAGAACAUGUCUGAAGGGCAUGGUAGAGCAGCUGAUAUUUGGUCUGUAGGAUGUGUUGUUAUCGAGAUGGUAUCUGGCCAGCGGCCUUGGGCUCAAUUCGACUCCAACGUUCAAAUAAUGUUCAGAGUGGGCAUGGGCCAAAGCCCGGAUCCUCCUGACGACAUGACAGAUGAAGGCUUGGACUUCCUCGAUCUGUGCUUCAAACACAACCCUCGAGAACGAGCUACAGCUAGACAACUGCUCGUUCACGAUUACGUUCAACUCAAAUUGAGUUUGGAAGACUAACAAGUAUUGAGUCUGAAUAUUGCUUGAAUUCUGUGAAUUUUGGUCUCAGAUUUAAAACGAGAAGGCUAUUUUGAGCAAACUGUGGAUCGUACCUAGGCAAUUUAAUGAAGUAAUGAUGAAAUGUUCCAAGAUAAUUGCUCACAGUCGAUAUGCAAACAGUAAGCCAAGCCGCACACCAAAGAAACAUGAAACGAAAAACAUGAAACAUGAAACGAAAAACAUGUUUCAUGAACCUAAAACACUGCUAAACAAAUCUCAAAGUCCGCCUACCAAUGAAACGAGUGUGAUUCAUGCUCAUGGCACAUUUUUAUUUUCGGAGAGUUUCAUAAAUGGGCGGACGUUUAUUUGUUUAGCACUGUUUUAUUUCCAUGAAACGUAAUUUACGUUUCAUGUUUCUUUGGUGUGCGGCUGGGCUAAAGAUUGACUAAACUUGAAAAGUAGGUACUAUGUUACCAAUAAUGAGGUUAAGAAUGUAUAGUGUAGGAAACAGAGGUUGAACAUCGCAAAAUUGACACAAGUCCGGUUUUAUUUUUUUCUGGUGUAUCGAGGGGUAUAUCAAACCCUGCGGCAAUUAAUCACAAAUAAGUGGCUGAUUUUUUGGUAUAGGUUUCAUUUAAGGGCAAUUGCAAAUUUUUUAAUUACAGGGUGUUACAUUUUAAAACAAUCCUUUAUUUUCCAUAAGUACGUUAUCAAUAAAAUGAAUAGGUGACGAAAAAAAAAAUAAAAACUGGAGCCCGCCAAAGCAUUUCUGAGGUUUACGGCGCCUCUGUGCCGUAACGGUUGAGUAUACGAAAAAAAUGCAUACGACCUUAUUUGUAGAAAAAAUAGUGGUCUUUAAUUCUGUAUAAGUUUUGUUUUAAAAAAAUGCAUAAGUAAUGAGAAAAUCAUAAAAACAUGCUCUCCAAGGGAUAGGGGUAGUUUCUGCAGUUUAUUUUCAAGGAUAGGGGUAGUUUCCGCAGGGAUGUUGCAUUAAUCAUAAUAUGUAUUUAUGAAAAACCCAAUUGAUGGAGCAUUUGUCCAUAUGGGUCAAAAAGCAAAAAAAAAAUUUCAAUCCUCCCUUAAUUUAUUCUUUUUGCUACAGGGGUUGCACCAAGAAAUCGCUUUUAGUGUCCAUGCAUGGGUAAUAAAAACGUGGACAAAAUGAUAUAUGAAGCAUUUUAAUAAAGGGUAUUGUGUGUGAAGGAUUCCAAGAAAAUCACUUUCUUUAUUAAUUCUCCCUUUUUUUGAGGUGGUUCAGUAUGAGGGUGCAUUACAGAAAUUUGUAAAUGACACCAGUACGUUUUUCAGUACAUCGCUAAAAGUUUUUUUACUCUAGCAUAUGUGGUUCAGAUGGUAUAAAAAUGGGUUUUUUUAAAAUGUAACAACCUGUAAUUAAAACAUUUGCAAUUGCCCUUAAAUUAAACCUAUACCAAAAAAUUAGCCACUUAUUUGUGAUUAAUUUCCGCAGGGUUUUUUCUUAAUUUUUAUUACAGUUAGGGAAAAAUAUUUUUUUUUAACAUCUUUUUUAAAAAUUUGUCAACUUUGGGGCGCCAUCCCCGCUAAACGGUGGGUGAUAGACAUAUGCUGUCGGGAAAUAAAUAGCAGAAAAUAUAGUCCUCUUCAUUUUACUGUUAAAUAAUUUUUCUGCAAAACGUAUAGGAAGGGCUAUGUUUCGAAAAAAAACAUAAAUUACCCCCUUUAAAGGGAUGAAAAGGGGGAAAAGGGCGAAAUUUUUUAAGAAAAAAGUUAGUCUCAUAAUAAGCACCUCUUGAUAUACCAGAAAAAAAAAAUAAAACCGGACUUGUGUCCAUUUUGCGAGGUUACAUCUGUGUUUCCUACACUAGUAUGGAUCAUACAAAAUCAAAUCUGAUGUAUAUAAUUUUAUAUCAUAUACAGUGCGUCCAUAAAGUAACGCAUAAAUUCAUUAUUUCGUAAACCGAUGACUUUAAGGAAAAAUCCCGAAACAGGUCGAUUUUUAUUUUUCAAUUCCGAUUUUUUGGCAUAUAUAUCAUACUAGUGACGUCAUCCAUCUGAGUGUGAUGACGUAAUUGAUGAUUUUUUUAAAUGAGAAUAGGGGUCAUGUGAUAGCUCAUUUGAAAGGGUAUUCAAUUCUCUAUUCACUAAUAUAAACAUUAACAUACAGGGUGUUCAAAAAACAUUUUUUUAAUUAAAAUAAUUGAGACAAAAAGAAGAAUGUAUGUAAUUUAUUUAAUUCAAAAUACAUUUUCCUACUGCCAGAAAACAGAAAGAAAUUUUAUUUGACAAAUAAACAUUGAUUUUCGCUUAAUCGAAAUGUUCAAGUUGCCAAGAGGCAAGUGGGUGGCAGCUUUAACAUUGAAUUUAAGCAAAAAACACUAUUUAUUGGACAAAUAAAUAUUUGUUUCCUAUUUUCUGGCAACAGUAAAACGUAUUUUGAAAUAAAUAAAUUACAUACAUUCUUCUGUUUGUCUGAAUUAUUUUAAUUAAAAAAAUGCUUUUUUGAACACCUUGUAUAAAUAAUUAUGUUAAUGUUUAUAUUAGUGAAUAGAGAAUUAAAAACUCUUUCAAAUGAGCUAUCACAUGACCCCUAUUCUCAUUUAAAAAAAUCAUCGAUUACGUCAUCACACCCAGAUGGAUGACGUCACUAGUAUGAUAUAUAUGCCAAAAAAUCGGAAUUUAAAAAUAAGAAUCGACCUGUUUCGGGAGUUUUCCUUAAACUCGUUGGUUUACGAAAUAAUGAAUUUAUGCGUUACUUUAUGGACGCACUGUAGACAAACAUGUACAUUACAUGCGAAUUUUUUAUUUAAUUUUUUUAAUAUUUUAAUUAAUUUUUAUAAUAUAAAAUUACUUGUAAACAUAUUUUUGAUAUAAAUAUUUUCAGUCUUUGAGAAUAUAUCUUUGUAUAUUAAAACUGAGUAAAUAAUUAUUGAUCUACAAUCUUUUGAACUGGUUUAUGUGAAAGAGUUUUCGUAGCUUAGAAUCAUUGAUUUCUUUUUCAUUCGGAACAAAAGUGAACAGAAAGUGAUAUAUCCAGAUGUUAAAUGUGAGUCCCCUGAUUUUAUGUUACAUUUCAAUUUAUGCACAAUUUAAUUAUGUUAAAACGGUACACUUUGUGUGUUAAUCCAGGAUGUGGAUGAAAAAUUAAUAUGUGAAAAUUUAAUUUAAAGAUUUUACAUCAUGUGGUAAAAUUAGGGUUUCAUUAUGUUAAUUAUUCACUUAUGAUACUUUUCUAAAAAGAAAUUACAAAAUUAACCAACAAAAUAGUAGAUGUUUAACUUUUUUUUCUGGCCUUAGUUUAGAACGGCGAUACUCAACCUUUUUCUUUUUCUUUUUAUUUUAAAUAUAUACCUUUUAUAAAGGAUUUUACCAUUUUUUUGUAUAACAUGGUAUACAGCCAACUACAGGAAAACUUUUUCCUUGUGGACUUUUUCUUUCCUGGGCCACAUAGUAGCUAUUGCCAUAGCUUGCGGGCCGCAAUCAAGAUGAAGUAGUACACAGGGUGUUUCAUUGGGAAACGGAAAUACUUGAAUGCUGAAUAGAGGUAAAUGAAGCCGUUCUAGACAUACUAAAUUUAUUGCUCCACCCACUUUAUAACCGAGUUACAGGGUGUUUUAUCAAUUUUGCCCAUUUCUUUCUGGACCCAUAACUUUAGAACCACCUUGUAUAUUUUUUUGAUAUUUGGUACACAUAUGUCACGUUUAGAACCCAAACCACCCAACUACUAAUCACAAGAAAAAUCCAGGUCCAAUUAAACAAAAUUAUAAAUCCAUUGUGACCUUGAAACAACAUCCUGUAUAUUGAAAUUUUCAAAACCCGUUUGCAUAUAUUUGAAAAGAGCUUUAAUAGAGCUUCUAUUUUUUGCGCAGACAAUUCAAUGACUUUAAUUUUGAAAUUAUGUCGAAAUUUUUAAGAACUCGUACUUUCAAAACAAAAAUUUCGAUAAUAUUAUUUCAAAAUUAAUGUCAUUAAAUUGUCUGCGCAAAAAAUUGAAGCAAUUAAAUUUAGUUUUUAUGCUCUUUUUAAAUGUGCAGACGAAUUUUGAAAAUUCUAAAAUACAGGGUGUUUUUUUUAAUUUGUUUUUGUUAAUCCGGACCUAAUUUUUCUUAUGAUUAUUAAAUGGGUCGUUGCAUUGUAGUAAAUAAGUAUUGAUUAUUUUUAAAAUGAGUAUUUGCUCAUUAACUUUAAUAAUUUAUUAUUAAAAGUUAAUAAUACCUUGCUUUUUAAUCAGAGUUCUUAAAAAUUUCAAUAUAAUUUAAAAUUAAAGUAAAAAUUGUCUGCCUCACUCCCAAACACGCCUCAAACACAUCAGCACACUAUCAAAUAAUUAGAGAAAACACGUGAAAUUUGACAAAUAAUUUGAUCACAGGGAUCUUUAGUUAGCCUUCGGGCCGCAUAAAAAACGCUAGUGGGCCACAUGCGGGCCUCAGGUUGAGUAUCACUGGUUUAGAAGCUUAAUUGUUUAACUUUAUCUAUUAUUUAUAUAAAAAAAACAAUGGAAAACUAAUCAUAUAGGAUUUCAAAUUUACCGCUUACUAGGUAUAACCUAUGACUCAAAAUAUUUUUUGAUAUUUUCAUUAUUUUAUACCAGCAUCGUCUUUCGUAGAUGUAAUUUUAUACAUACUAAACAAUAUUUUAUCAAUUUUAAAAUUUGACUGUUCACUGCCUAUAUCUCUUAUGAUGUAAGCUGAAUAAUAGAUUUUUAUCAGCUUUUUUCAACACUAUAUUACAGUUAUAAUUUGAUACAUUUAAAUUCUAAGUUAAAUAGUGGCUGAAUCUGCUAAAUUUGUAUAAUAUGAUAUACUUUUUGUUGUUCACAUCUGUUCUCAAACUAAAUGCAAAUAUUUUAAAGAGAAAAUGAACAAUAUCUUUUAUUGUAAAAGUCUAUACAAUCUUCUUCUUCUUGCAAUACCGUCUCCUAUCGGAGGUUGGCUACCAUCACAGCAAUCUUAACUUUGUUGGCUGCAGCUCUGAACAACUGUAUUGAACUGCACCCAUACCACUCCCUUAAAUUUCGCAACCAGGAAAUCCCACAUUUCUCUUUACUUGGAUUAUGAGUCUUAGCAGAGAGUACUUUUCUCCUCUCAUUAUGUGGCCUAGAUAGUCUCCUUUUCAUGAACAUUUUUCAGUGCGUCACAAAUUAUAGAAAAAAAGGUAAGUCCGUGAUAAUACACAUUUAUGACAUUUAUUCUAACGUGACAUUUUUGUUAAAUCUGACAGUUGUCAAAUUUUAUUUUCAAUUUGGAAUAAAACCAAAUCAAUUGUGUCUAUUGCAUUUAUAAAAUGGUAUUUUCUUUCAUUUGUAUAGUCUUAUAAAUUGUACAGAUUAUAUUGAUAAUAUUAUUAUUUUAUUUAAUAAAUAAUUCUUUUUUGAUUAUGGCGCCAUCUAUCGACAACUAGAAUACUCACCGAACUAGAAUAAUUACCAAAGUAUUCAAAGACGUGCCUUUUUUUCUGUCACAUACAAUUUAAUGCGUUAGAGAGAAAUCGAAAAACUGUGACGCACUGAAAGAUGAUCAUGAAAAAAAGAAUAUUCCAGUUUUUUCGUUUGUAUGGUUUUUAUGACUUCGCAUUCCUUCCCCAUCUUCAGCAAAACAUCUUGAUUUGUUACUCUUUCUGUCCAUGGUAUUUUCCACAUUCUCCUGUAACACCACAUCUCGAAUGCCUCAAUGUUUUUUAUGUUUAUCUUUUUCAGUGUCUAAGCUUCCAUGCCGUACAGCAGAACGGAGAAAACAUACCAACAUUCUCGUUCUUAAGUUUAUAUUUAUGUCCCGGCUGCAUAGGAACUUUUUCAUUUUGACAAACGAUUGUCUCUCUAUCUCUAUUCGCCUCUUGAUUUCUCUUGUCUGGUCAUUAGUAUCAGUGAACCAAACCCCUAAAUAUUUGUAGGACGUAACUCUUUCUACUGGCUGAUUAUUUAUGGUUAAAUUCACAUUGGUGUAUAGCUUCUUUGUUACAAUCAUGAAUUUAGUCUUUUUGAUGUUCAGUUUAGACCAUACUUAUUGGUAUGAGAGUUUAUGUUUUCCAUCAAAUACUGUAAAUUUGCUAGGUUAUCUGUUACUAUUAGCGUGUCAUCAGCGUAUCGUAUAUUGUUAAUUAUCUCUCCGUUAAUGUUCAUACCAAUGUUUUGCUCUAGGAGCGCUUCCUGACAUAUUGUUUCGCUAUAUAUAUAUAUUGAAUAGUAGUGGAGAAAGCACACAACCCUGACGCACACCUCGACGAAUCUCAAUUUCUUCGGUUAACUCAUUAUCAACCUUGAUUUUUGCUGUUUGUCCCCAGUACAACCUGGAUAUGGUGUUAAUGUCGCGACUGUCGCGAUGUUUUUUCUUCGUAGGAUUUCAUACAGCUUUUGGUGUCUGACUUUAUAGAAGGCCUUCUCAAAAUCUAUGAAACCUACGUAGAGGUUUUGGUUUACAUCCAAACAUCUUUGCAUUAACACACUCAGACCAAACAAAGCUUCCCGUGUUCCCAGUCCACUUCUGAAUCCAAACUGUGUGGCGUUUAUGUCCUCUUCUAAUUUAUUAAAUAUUCUUUUGUAAAUUAUUUUUAAAAUACUUUUAGUGUGUGGCUCAUCAAUGCUAUAGUUCUGUGGUCUGAACACUCUGUCGUUAUUCGUCUUCGGGAAUGUGACAAAAGUAGAGGAGAGCCAUUUCUUUGGUAUGAUGCCUGUUCUAUAAAUUGUGUUAAAGAGGUUCACCAUUAUUUCAAGUGUGUCGUCGUUACCCCCCUUAAUGUUCCUUACAAUAUUUGUUUUUAAUUAAUUUAUAUCCAAAGUGGAAAAUAUAAUUUUAGUAACUAUUGCCCCAUAUACAUUUAUUAGUAUGUUGGAUAUUAUUUGAUAUAUCAUUUUUCUUUAAUUUUCUGUUCCUUAUUUAUCUAUGUGUUGUGGUUUUGUAAAUUUUGAAUAAACUUGUUUAAAUUUCGUUCCUUAAAUGACUUCAAACAUCAGUGAUAAUUUUUUUUAUCCUUUCAACAUUGUUAAAGAUACUAUAACGCGUCAACUUGGAAUAGCUGUAAAUACAAGAUCGAGUUGACAGACCUAUGUGAACCGUACCAUAAAAAUAAAAGAUAUGAAUCUAUAGGGUUACCUGAAAGUCCUUUUACAAUAAUGAAUUGUUUUUGUUAUAAAAAAAUAUAAAAACCUUAUCUUGUAAAAGGUAUAUUUAAAAUCCCUAAAAAGGGCUGUAUCACAACAAAACGUUUUCGGAAUCAAUAUUCCAUCAUCAGUGUUAUCAUAGGUUCACAUGCUUUAAGCCACCAAAAUGUACGGGUAAAAACUCUUAAAUUGACAUUAAACAGUUGGGGUUACAUUAUAUAAUCUGAUUUUAAAGGAUGUUAAAAAUAUUUCUAGAUUAAACCCUGGCAUCACAUGGCAUCAACCAUAUUGGUUGGGAAAUUGUAGGUAUAACCUUGCAUGGCAGAGUUUAGGUGACAACUGGUUGAUGUCAUGUGAUGUACAACCAAUAUGGUUGAUGUCAUGUGAUGCCAGGGGUUAAUCUGGAAAUAUUUUUAACAUCCUUUAAAAUCAGAUUAUAUAAUGUAACCCCAACUGUUUAAUAUCAAUUUAAGGGUUUUUACCCGUAUAUUUUGGUGGCUUUUGGUUUGGGUUGUAAACCUGUAAUAACACUGAUGAUGGAAUAUUGAUUUCGAAAACGUUUUGUUGUGAUAUAGCCCUUUUUAGGGAUAUUAAAUAUACCUUUUACAAGAUAAGGUUUUUAUUUUUUGUGAUUUAUGGUAUACAGCCAGUACAGGAAUUUUUUCCUUGUGAUGUUUUUGUUAUACUACACAGGAAAAAAAUAGUAAGACCAUUAUGUUUGUAAAUUAUUUAUUUAUCCAAAACAUCGGCAUGCAUACCUCCAUUGUCGCAACACAACUUGAUACGACGCCAUGUUCGUAUGUUCAUCCGUCUCAGCAUGUCAGGAGUUACUGAUGUAAAAGAUUGGCGAACUCCGUUUCGCAAGUCCUCAUUUGAAACAUAUCUGCUUUUUCUAAUUUCCUCUCUUAAAUAAAACACCGCAGUGCAUUUUCCGGAGUUGUCAAAUCUGGACUUCUUGGAGGCCAAGGUAUUGGUAUAGGACGUUUUGUAGAACCUCGUCCAAUCCAUCGGUCCGGGAAGCUCGAUCUUUUUGAAAAUAAACUGUCAGCAGUUUCCUGGGCUCUCAAUCACAGAUCACCUACCUCCUCUAGAUGUUCCACCAUAACGCUUUGGUUAAAUAUGAAAAACAGCGCUCCAAGCCGCCUAUAUCGGAACUAAUCCAAGCGGGAAUUUCAAAAUGUAAUUUUGGUAGGAAGAAAAUGUUAGAAAAUAUUUUUGUAUACAGUAGAACCCCGAUUAUCCGUGCUCCUCGGGACCGAAGGGCGGCACGGAUAAUUGAAAAGCACGGAUAAUCCGAACAUGCAUUUCUUAUGUAUAAUACAUAUGUACGUAUACACAUACAUAUGUACCUACCAUAAAAGAUAACAUAAAAAAAUAAAUCUUUCAUUAUGAGUCUCUCUUUCGUCAUAUAGAGUUUCCGUCAAGGCGUCAAGUGAUUUACGAUGACGCUAUUUUGAUAAAACCUCAAAAAUGCAAAUUGAGUAAUAGAAAAUCAUAGCACGGAUAAUCCGCACCCGGAUAAUCGGGGUUCUACUGUAGUUAAAAAAAAAUUGCUUUUAAAAUAUGCAAAUUAUUUUUAAUUUCAAAUAUACAAAAUAAGACAUGGCAACGUAUUUUUAUUUAUUUAUUUAAUACCAGCAAAACCACUUUGUAUACAUUUUUUUACAAAUCGUAUCUUUACAAAUGAAAUUAUUAAUAGUUUUCUUCCAAAUACUUCUAUAAAAGGGUAUCUCAAAUAAUUGAAACAUGUGUGCAUCUCUACUUGUUGAAGGACUUUCAACUAAAACAAAAAAUUAAUAUAAUAGUUUAUGCCAUGAUUCAUUUCACGUAAAAUAAUUUUUAUUAAUUAUAAUAUAUUUUCAGUAGAGUAGGGGUUACUUACUUGGUGUUACAUUAAUUUGCUUCCAUACACUACUGACUGUCUUACUUGUUCUCUAAUAACAAAAUACUUGUUGAACUCACCAUGCAAAUGUAAGCUAGGAAUAGGGCUUUUCAUCGAUUGUCAUUUGUUUCGAGCUUCUGUCAUAUGUUGUAUAAUCUGUGUAUAAUGUUAAUAUACACAGAUUAUACGACAUAUGACAGAAGCUCGAAACAAAUGACUGUGAAUGAAAAGCACUAUUGCUUUUGGAUAUAAUAUAUGACUUCAUGGUACAAUGCAAACUGAUCUUCAAAUCACAUUCAUUUUGUUUCAAAAACUGUAAUUGAAUCCAUUUUAUCUAAAUCAGGAUUGUUUAUUAUUGCUAACAAUCAGAUAAACAUUACUGACAUAAAGACUUACUGACAAUGAUGACAAUUGACAAAUUAUAAUGACAGUCAGACUCAGUGAUAUAGAAGAAAUCUUCACUCCAGUGCAUAGCGACAUCUGAAAAAAUGAAUCGGUACUCCAAAUGACAUUUAGUUUAGGAUGACCUUGAGAUACCGCGUGAAAUAUCUAUGUCAAUUUCACGCUUCAAAAACUCAUAAUAACUUAGAAAUACAAAUUUAAAGUCUUCGGUAUCUUAAAAUAGGUCAAACGGCCCGUGACGUCACUCAGUUUAACUCAUAGAGGUAUAUAUUAACAUAGAGGGAGCCUUCCUUCCGCGCUUCCUGACGACAAGAUCUCAUGGACUGGUUUGCCGCAUCUCUUUCUAACACAUUGUAUCGAAAAUCUAUGAUGACAUUCAGUGUGAAGAUAGGCACGGAAGAGGAGGACAACUGUAGCAGUUUUAAUAUGCAUAAGAGUGAAACAGCACUAAUCCAAAUAAAAAAGAUGGUGUCGUCACUUCGCUCUGAAUGACACUCUCUCUAUGCUAAUAUAUAACUCUAUGGUUUAACUAUAUGGUUCCGUUUAUGGUUAUAAUUAGGUAUAUUCUUCUUCUUCUUCUUUAGUUUAUUGGCCUCCACCUAUUUUGGUAUACAUCGUCGCGAAAUAAAUGAAAAAUAUUUAUAUUCUAUUAACAUUUAUCGUAUGUCAUUGUAAUAAUAUAUACCAGUUUGUUGACAUUGGAGUUUGAUAUAGUUAUUGAAGGAAAGGAAAGAAGGUUUACUACGGAAAAUAAAACCAUUUUGUAAAAGUACAGUUUUCUAUGAAUAGUUCAAGCGAUCAAAACACUUGUAACGUCAAAUAAAUGUAUUUUCUACUGACGUUUAUAACGUCUAAUUUAAAAUUCUGUUUACUUUGUUGGAAAAAUGUAAAUGUACAAACGAAUGACGUCACGACGCGUUUUAGGCCACCUGUUUUAAUUUGAAUUUUUAAUCGCCUUUGGGGGCCAAACGAAAGACCUACAAAAAUUUUUUAUCUUUGAUACAUGUUUUAAGUUAUGUUCUGUUGUGAUUUAUAACAUUUUUUUCGAAUUUAAAAAUUUAUGCAAGUUCCCUAUUGCGGGUGAUGCGCCGGAACGCCAACAAAUAUUGGCGCGGUGUUAAAACAAUAUUAUUAUAACUGUAAAGGAACUUUCCGGUAACCCGGUCCUAGCGCCAUCUCUUAUCAAACGACAAAACCUAUUGAGCAACCUGUUAUUUUGAUUAAACAUUAACUUUUACCGAUUUUAAGAUUUUAUGUUUUAAAAUGAACAUCAGAUUUUAUUUUGUGUGACUUGUAAAUAUUGAAAUGUUUAGGACAAACUGUUUGUAUAUUUUUGUAUACCUUGAUGAUGAAUUUAAAAAUGUAUUUUGUUGUACAAAAUUUAAAUUUUAUUAGUAUGAGAUUUUAGCUUAAUUUAUACGUGCAUUGACUUUGGUAGCUUAAGUAAACAUAAUAAAUUGUUUAUUCGAAAUAUUGCAGAAGUUGAAAAGAAUAUUAAAUACUUUUGUGAUUAUAGUUUUAAUACCAAGAAAUCAUUAAGAAGUAAAAAUAAUAAAUGAUGAUACCAAAACAAUAGCACACUUUUUAUUUUACCCAACCUCUCUUUCCUAACCUAACCUACCUUAACUUUCCUUAUUUUUGUUUUAUUUAUAUACAAUGUUUACAUCACGCAGACACACUAGAUUUAUUCCUAAAGUAUAUACACUCACCGGCACAAAAUUCCGCCACUAAAAAUUUUUGAUUAAGUUUGACAAUUUAUAACUUUAUUAUUUGUACUCCAAUUUUCAAGAUUCUUGCAUCAGUUUGGAGGUACAUGUAUUGAUAUCGUGUGUUAAUAUUCCGGUAACAAAAAUUUUUUUCCUGGAUAGUAAUAUACGAGGGCGAAGGGAAACGUUGUAUUUUCUCCUAAUUUAAAAAAUUCUUUGGAAAAGUUGAAGGGCUCAUUUUGUUUCAUACUCCUUUCGUAUUAUCUCGGAGGCAUCCCUAAGAUUAUGUUUGUUGAAUUAUCCGAAUAUCUUUUUCCUUGUAAAAGCUGUAAAUAAAAACACUGCUUUGAAGGUUUAUUUAAUCAAAAAUAUCAAACGCACUGUGUCCACCUCUCGCAGCAACGACUGCUCGCAAUCUGUUUGGCAUCGAAUAAAUGCCUGGGGAAUAGUCGGAUAUUCCUCUACCAGAGCCAUGACUGUACCAAAUUUUCUGGAGGUCUAGGAUGACGGUGAAUAUCUAGUUUCAAUUCAUCCCAUAAACGCUCAAUACGAUUGAGAUCUGGGCUGCAUGUGGGCCAUUCUAAUCUUAUCAAUCUAACCUCUAUUUAAGAUAUUUAUGUUUAUGAGUCAAUCAAUGCUUUUAUUUACAAAAAAUUGUGCGGAUCUUACACGAAAAGAGAUAUUCGGAUAAUUCCAAAUACAAAUAAUUAUAGUUCAAGUUAUAAAUUGUCAAACCUAAUAAAAAAUUUUUAGUGGCGAAAUUUUCGCCGGAAUAUAAAAUAAUUCAUUCUAAACGAACAUAAAAAAAGACAUUUAUUCAUGUGGAAAUUAGCAAAUCAUUCUGCAUAUAGAACAUAGGAUUAUCCGGCAGCUUAUUGCCUUUCAUUCAUAAAUGGGAAAUUUUAAACGUCAAGAAGACAAAACUUAUAAGAAUAUCGAAAUCUUCUCAUAAACGGAACAAAUGUCGAACGAGUGGACCAAUAUGCUUAUUUUGGAACAAUGUUUAACUCCACAAAUGAUUACUUCCAGAAAAUCAAAAGAAAAAAGGCUAGAGAAAAUUUUAACAAAAGAAAAGUUGGAGAUAACAGUUAGGUUGACAGGUGCUACGUUUUCCCGACUUUGUUUUAUGGAAUAGAAGCUUGGACCUUGAAUGCGGCAUCAAUGAAAAAGCUAGAAUCAUUCGAGCUGUGGGUGUACAGAAGAAUUCUGAAAAUAUCGUGGACAGAAUACGUCACAAACAAAGAGGCUUUGAGAACGGUGAAGAAAGAAAUGAAAAUCUUAAAUACAAUAAAAUUGGAAUAUCUCAGACAUAUAGGGCUUUUCAUCGAUUGUCAUUUGUUUCCAGCUUUUGUCAUGUGUCACAUUAUAUUAAUAUAUCUACGCCAUACGUCUUUGGUUUGUAUCAUUGUUAUAUACCAAUAACGUAUGACGUAGAUAUAUUAAUAUUAUGUGACACAUGACAGAAGCUCGAAACAAAUGACUGUGAAUGAAAAGCCCUAUUGUAUGUGAAGAUAGAUACAACUUGCUCCAACUGAUUAUGCAGGGAAAGGUUCCAGGAAAAAGAAGCAUAAGCAGACGUAGAAUAUCAUAGCUGUGCAACCUGAGAGAAUGAUAUAGAUGUACAUCAAAUGAACUUUUCAGAGCAGCUGUUUCGUAAGUCCGAAUAGCUAUAAAUGCUAUGAUGAUUGCUGACCUCUACACAACUAAUCAGAAGAGGGCAUAUUUGUCGUAGGAUGUAUAACAACAUUUCUGUACAACAUUAAAAUCCAGCUUGACGAUUAUUCUAGCACUGUCCGUUAUGCCUGUCCUUUACCUACCAGAACUUGUAAAAGUCAUAUUCAUUAACAAUUUAGUAAAUAGAUAAAUCAAGAAAUCUGAGGCCAAAAGGUUUAAAUAUUUUAUAUGUAAUUGUAUACAAAAAGUAGCGAAAGUAACCUCUUGUUUGCUAUGUAAAAGACUAAGAUAUUCUCAAGAAAAUAUAAACCAUUUAGAGAAUAAUUUGUUUAAACUAAAAAACAGUUAAAAUACUUUUUAAAUAAAAUCCAUAAGGAAAAAUUUCCUGUAACUGGCUGUAUACCAUUAAUUACAAAAAUUGAAGAAAAUCUUCUGUGUAAAAGGUAUAUUUAUUUAAAACCUCAAUAAAGGCCUACAUUAAAAGAUAGAACGUUUUCGCUCUAAAGAGAGCAUCGUCAGUGUCCUAAGCAAGCUCUACAUGCUAAGCCACAAAAAUACAAAGCAUGAUAUGACUAUACCACGUGUAUGUGGGUGGUUGAGUUGAUUUCUCUGUCUUCACCAUUUUUGGUGGUUUAGCAUGUAGAGCUUGCUUAGGACACUGAUGAUGCUCUCUUUAGAGCGAAAACGUUCUGUCUUUUAAUGGGGUUAAUAUUGGGGUUUUAAAUAAAUAUACCUUUUACACAGAAGAUUUUCUUCAAUUUUACUUUUUAAAUGUUAAUUUUUAAAUGUUUUUAAAUAUUUUGAUAUUGUACGUUUUAUUAUGUAAAACAAUGUCUAUUAAGUCAUCAUAAUUUAUAGUUAAGAUAUUCUAAAAAAAGUACCAUAGGUAUUGUUAUUGUAGAAUAAUUUGUUUAAGCUAAAAAACACUUGAAAUACUUUUACAUUGGAAUAUUUUGUGAUUGUUAUGCAAUUUAUUGCAAAAUCUGUAUCUAUUAACUGUAUACACAUACGUAGACUGAGCACUGUAAUCUAAAUUGGUUCCCCCUGUGCGGCAGUCGAUCGGUGGUCUAUCUAUCUCUUUUUACUAAGCGAUACCGCUCAUUUGACGGACAAAGAUGGCUAGACCACUCAAAAUGAAUAUUGACCAAUGGCGUCCUUGAUUUCGACGUUACACCUCGAUGCACAAAGCGGCCCAUAGCUAGCCUAAUCUACAGGUUAUUAUAUCUAUGAACAGUACUGAGCCAAAUUAAAAAGAUGGUGUCGUCACUUCGCUCUGAAUGACACUCUGUCUAUGAUAAUAUAUAUAAGUCUAUGUUUCCCACUGCAGCCGAUUUGACAAACCCUAAGGCCGAUGCCGCACUGCAGGAAGUUUGGUAGGAUGCUGGAUGGUAGAUACCUGCCUGGCGCCUAUCCAGCUACUUAUACCAUGAAUAACAAAACGACGGUAGCCGCAGUGGCCUCCCACUACCAUCUAACCAUCCGGUGGUUCGCCAGGCGUCUAUCCACCUAAAUCAGUCGUGUUUGAUAUUCCAUCCGGGUAGCCUGGCUAUGGAGGAAAGCGUAAUAAGUGCUGUGUAUAAAAAAGGGCAAUUUUUGGACUCAAUAGACCCACUAUGUGACGAAACAUGGCUUAAAAUAUCUGUUUUAUUUAUUCAUUGCAGUUGCAUUAAAAAAAUCCAAUAUUCAAGUCAGGUGAAUUUAAAAAACAAUUUGUAAAUACCUUCAGUCGUUUUUUCUCCACUUCUGAAAAGUGUAGUUAGUGAGUUUUACCUCUAAUAAGACGAUAUGCUAAAAAACAAAUCAAAUGUAACGUAACAAAUGAAACAAACGAUUCCUCAGCAGUCAGUUGGAUACUGACUUGUCACUCUGACUUCAUUUCAUUCUUUCACUGCGUCCAGGAUGCAGCGCCCCUCCACCAUCCACCUUUAAAAUCCACCCUCCAAGCGACCAUCUAGCAUCCUGCAGUGCGGCAUCGGCUUUAAGAAAGAUAUGCCUAUCCUAAAUACAAACAUGUUUUUCUGUCGCACUGGGUGAACAGUUUUAGAUUGCAGCGCACAAUCUGAAAUUAUAUGUCUAUGAAUUAUUUAUGGAAUACAUAACUUAUAAUAAUAAUAAUAAUAAGUUAAAACACUUUUGAAUUUUAAUGUUUUUUGAUUGUUGUAGGAUUUUAUUAUUUAUCUUAAAAUUAGGUGCAUUAUUCUAUAGACUUAAAGUCUAGUGAUGAACUGUCUUUCGAUAAGAAAUGUCUUGUUAUCUAGUUUUGACUGUAGUGAUACACCUAUUACCUAACUGUAUUUCUUAAAAUGAUUUGUCGGACAUUACUUGUAAGGAAAACAAAGUUAAUACUUAAUAUUAGAUCAAAUUUGGUCAUAAGUUAAAUUGUUAUUACCUACUAUGAUAGUUAAAAUUUUGACAUUGUCCUCGAAACUUUUUACGAAUCUAUUGUAUUGUAUUGUUCUUAUUGUACGUUUCAAUUGUCAUCUCUACAAUUAAUUUUAAGGCUGAAAACUGGUUGUUUGUGAUUUGGUACAUAUAAAACGAAGGUAUUGUGAUAAAAGUAUGAAUCAGCUAUUUUUAUAAAUAUAUUAUGUAAUAUUUAAAUAAUAACGGUAUACCUUUAUGUCAUACCGGUAUAAAAUAAUAUGUUAUUUGUAAAUUAUACCUAAUAAGUUCAUUUUUUAAAUAAAUAUAUUAUUGUUGUUUUG